CGCGCCCGUUCAGCGUGCGGAUGCUGAAGUUGUUGCGUGUGGGUUUUCUGUUGUUAAAUUAGAGCACCUCGUCGCACUUGACCUGAUAGCUUAUUUGAAUAAGCUGGUUAUUCGUCUCUGACAUUAAAUGCUGUGAAUACGGAGACAUACGUCGCAGGCUUUGGCUAAAACGGCUAAGAGAGACUGUGGAAGUGGAAGGUGACCGUGCUGGCGGAGUCUAGCUGACUGAGUCGGGCUCAUUCAUUCAGACACUGGGUUAUAGCUGUCAUUUAGUUACAUGUCACAGUGACUAACUGCUUUAUAGCUGUUUAACUGUCAACGUUUUUUUCAUAUUCGUGGUCAGGCUAGGCGGUUCUUUCCUCUCUGAGCUUUAAGGAAGUCAAGCGCUAGAAUAAAUUUUACUGACACCUGGUCAAGCAUUGCAAGUAGAUGACGAUACCUAAAGAUAGACGUUCUUGUACGAUAAUAGCGCGGUCUUUCUCUCUUAUCGCAUGCUAACAUCUUUCGAUAAUGACACAUAAAUAUACUUUUUUACUGCUGAGAGCAGCUCGUCACAUUUUUCGACAUCCACGCCACAGACUGUGUGUGUUAAACAGGAGAGCUUUUUCUGUACAACCGCAGCAGAUUUAUUCUUCCAAAGCUCCACUUUUUAGCAACUCUACAUCCUUCAGACAUGCUGCUAGUUUCACUUCAGGUCAAAGCAGUUUGUCUAUGCGAAGUCACGCAUGUGGAGAGCUGCGUUCCAGUCAUGUAGGAGAGGAGGUCACGUUGUGCGGAUGGGUUCAGUACCUGAGACAGGAUCUGUUUGUGAUUUUGAGGGACUUUAGUGGAUUGGUGCAAGUUCUUAUCCCUCAGGAUGAGUCCAAGCAUGAACUGAAGAAUGCUUUCUGCAGGUUAUCUGUUGAGUCUGUUAUCAUGGUCAAAGGAAGGGUCAGGCUUCGUCCAGCUGGCCAGGAAAAUAAGAACAUGUCCACAGGAGAAAUUGAAGUGUGUGCUGAGAGCAUGGAAGUGCUGAACACCUGCCGGAAGCUGCCAUUUGAGAUUAAAGACUUUGUCAAGAAAUCUGAGGCUCUCCGGAUGCAAUAUAGGUAUCUUGACCUUCGCUCAUCUCAAAUGCAAUACAAUCUGAGACUGCGAUCACAGCUUGUGAUGAAAAUGAGAGAAUACCUUUGCAAUUUGCAUGGAUUUGCAGAUGUGGAGACCCCAACAUUGUUCAAAAGGACUCCAGGGGGCGCCAAAGAGUUUGUGGUGCCGUCUGGAGAAGCAGGGAAGUUUUACUGUCUCCCACAGAGCCCGCAGCAGUUCAAACAGCUUCUGAUGGUGGCAGGUCUAGAUCGGUACUUUCAACUGGCACGCUGCUACAGAGACGAAGGCUCCAAACCCGACCGGCAGCCUGAAUUCACACAGGUGGACAUUGAGAUGUCCUUCGUGGAGCAGGCCGGAAUCAGGGCUUUGAUUGAGGGCUUGCUGCAAUAUUCCUGGCCUGAAGACAAACAGCCGCUCAGCAUCCCCUUCCCCUGCAUGACCUACAAGGAGGCAAUGAGGGAUUAUGGUGUAGACAAACCUGACACUCGAUUUGGAAUGAAGCUGGUGGAUGUCACAGAGACAUUCCAGGACACACAGAUUGAGUUCAUCAGGGAAGCCGUCAUCCAGCCAGGCGGCUGUGUCCAGGCCAUCUGUGUUUCAGAAGGCGCUAAGCACUUGAAGGGCAAGGACGUGGAGUUACUGCAGCAAACAGCCAAGACUCAAUUCAACCAGGAGGUGAGCAGCGUGCUGGUCAGGGCAGACGGCUCGUGGAAGUCUCCUCUCGGCCGGCUGAUGUCGGACACGGCCAGGCAACACCUGCUGCAGACAACUCAUGCCAACACUGGAGACCUGCUGCUCAUCGCUGCUGGAGCACAGGAGCGGGUGCGCCCCCUUCUAGGGAAGCUGAGACUGCAGUCUGCUGAGAUGCUGGAGGGCUAUGGUAUGACUGUUCGUGAGCCUUCGAUCUUUCGCUUCUUGUGGGUGGUGGACUUCCCCCUUUUCUUGCCAAAAGAUGAUGAUCCAGGGCAGUUGGAGUCUGCCCACCACCCAUUUACUGCCCCUGUUCCAGAGGACACCCAUCUACUCUACACCCAGCCCAGCAAGGUCCGUGGCCAACACUAUGACCUGGUGCUGAACGGCUGCGAGAUUGGAGGAGGCUCCAUCCGUAUCCACAAUUCAAGCCAGCAGCUCUACGUCUUGGAGAACAUCCUCAAAGAAGAUCCAUCUCUCCUCUCACACCUGUUGGAAGCAUUGGACUCUGGAGCCCCUCCUCAUGGUGGGAUUGCAUUAGGGUUAGACCGCCUGGUGUCCAUCAUUGUGGGGGCUCCAAGUAUCAGGGAUGUUAUUGCCUUCCCCAAAUCCUUCAAAGGUUAUGACAUCAUGAGCCAUGCUCCAGAUUUUUUGUCAGAGGAGGAGCUGAAGCCAUACCACAUCUCUGUGGUCUGGCCUAGUGUGGACAGCAGAGAGGACAAACAACCCUGACCGCUCCAUUCUGCUCCAUCUUCCAGAGUAACUCAUGCCUGUUAAACUCUGUUUGUGAAAUGAGGAAAGAGACUGUGGUGGGUUUCUAGCAGUCACUGUCCAUUUUCAGUGUUUGCUGUUGGUGAUUGCUUCUGAGCAGUAGAAGUGUUGACCCCAUCUUAUAAAAGAAUUGCACAGUAGCUAUAUGAAAGAGUCUUACAUAGGCAACAUUUUGUCCAUCAGAUUAAAGCACUUAAAUAAUAAGAAUCAAAGUGCUUGCCAUUAAUGAGCUGGCAUGUAUACUGUCAUGAUUAAAAAUGCAAGUGAUGUCCAGUUCUGGUCCUGGAGGGCUUUGGUGUAUCAAUGUUAGUGAUUUUAAAUUUGAGUGCACACCUUGGCUGUUCUUUAUCAGGUUGUGCCUGAGCAAGGAAAUCAGAAACUGUGCUGGACUCCAGCUACACUGAAUUGAGCAUCCCUGAAAAUGCUGUCACUUACAGUCUGUUUGUCUAUUGCUCUCUGUCUGUUGUGUUUUCUGUACUCACUGUUUUUGGUACAAAAAAAUAAAGACAGGACAUUGAAACAGUU
This is a messenger RNA of Pygocentrus nattereri (red-bellied piranha), 3072 nucleotides long. It is a transcript of the gene dars2, whose product is annotated as aspartyl-tRNA synthetase 2, mitochondrial. The coding region runs from base 511 to 2508 and encodes 665 amino acids. Gene Ontology annotation, molecular function: ATP binding; nucleic acid binding; aspartate-tRNA ligase activity. Gene Ontology annotation, cellular component: mitochondrion; cytoplasm. The record is from RefSeq and is a predicted model, not a curated record. The transcript has 17 exons. Gene Ontology annotation, biological process: aspartyl-tRNA aminoacylation. Lineage: Eukaryota; Metazoa; Chordata; Actinopteri; Characiformes; Serrasalmidae.